CGUCUGUCGUCUGUUCCGAUUGUAACGAAUCGCAAUUUAGUGACUCCUUCUCCCAGUAGAGGGCGUAUUUUGCCCGAAUGAUGAAUACAAACUGAUCUAAAGUUUACAAUAAGUUACGACUCGUAACUUAAAAAUGGAUGUUGCGGGAUUAGAGGCCGAAGCGAAAGCAACUGCGGCCAAACACGUUGCUAAUAUGCUUCAGAGACCGGAUCAGUUAGAAAAAGUUGAGCAAUAUAAGAGACGAGUUGGUAGAAAAAAGGCCUCAGUUGAAGCAAUGUUGAAAACUGCCAUGCAGACACAAUUAGAUGGUGUGAAAUUAGGUUUAAAUCAGUUGCAGACAGCAUUACAGGACAUACAAGAUAUUAAAUCAAAUUUAAAAGAAAUUGAAGGAAAUUUUCAAGUUAUUCCAUUAUUAGCAGAAAGAUUGCAAGAUGUUCGUGAAGAAAGUAUGAAACAUAGCCAGACAAGUGAACAAAUAACAUGGCAAGCUGAAAUGCAAUGUCUUGCUGAUUUAGAAAAUUCUCGGGAUGAUUUAUUGUUUGAAAUGCACAAACUUCCUUCAAGAAGCCCAACUGAUAGGAAUAUGUUAAAACAAUAUUUUGCUGAUGUGGAAAAAAUGUCAGAAGAAUUAAGUAAGCAGUUAUGGUUAAUAUUAAAACGUACCUUGAAUUCUGUUAGAAAAGAACCUCAAGUUAUUGUAACUGCCUUACGAAUUAUUGAAAGAGAGGAAAGGGCUGAUACUGCUGCUCUUGUUAGACAUAAGACAACUGGAUUUUUGCCACCAGGUAGACCAAAAAAAUGGAGGCAGCGUGCAUUUGAAGUUCUGAAACAAGCUGUUGCUGAAAGAAUUGAAGGAAAUCAAUUAGAAGAACGAGCUGAGAACAAAAUGUGGUUGGUAAGACAUUUAGAAGUUACCAGACAACUUGUUAUUGAAGAUUUAAGAGUUGUUAAAACUGCUUGUGUUCCUUGUUUUCCUCCUGAAUAUGACAUUGUCAUUGAAUUUGUUAAGAUGUAUCAUGAUUGUUUAUCUAAACAUCUUCAAGACAUAAUUGCAAAUGAGUUGGAAGGAAAUGAACAUAUAACUAUUUUGAAUUGGUUAAAUACUUAUGAAAGUGCAGAAAUGUUAGGACAUCCAGAUUUGAAUAUAGAUGUUAAAAAAUUAGGUCCUCUACUUGAAAACAACAUAGUGGAAAAUCUAAUAGAUGAGUAUCUAAAAAAUCUUAAUACAAACUAUCAAGAUUGGAUGAAGAAUACAUUAGCAUCAGAAGUUAAGGAUUGGCAGAGAGAAAUUGAACCAGAGAAAGAUGGGGAAAAUCUAUUUCAUACUUCAUUACCUGUUAUUGUUUUUCAUAUGAUUGAUCAACAUGUAAGUAAAAGUGCAGAAAUGUUAGGACAUCCAGAUUUGAAUAUAGAUGUUAAAAAAUUAGGUCCUCUACUUGAAAACAACAUAGUGGAAAAUCUAAUAGAUGAGUAUCUAAAAAAUCUUAAUACAAACUAUCAAGAUUGGAUGAAGAAUACAUUAGCAUCAGAAGUUAAGGAUUGGCAGAGAGAAAUUGAACCAGAGAAAGAUGGGGAAAAUCUAUUUCAUACUUCAUUACCUGUUAUUGUUUUUCAUAUGAUUGAUCAACAUAUUGCAAUUGCCAAUAAUUGUCUUCAGUUCAGAGAAUUAGCACAAGGAUUACGUCAAAGGUAUUGGAAACCAAAUGUUCAUGACAAUGAAGCUGAAAAAAUUUUUCAGAAGACUCUCUUCUUAUUUGAAAAGUUAAGAGAAGAAGUAUUAGACUUCCUUCUAGAAGAGUUAUUUUUAGAUUUGGAUCGUGAAUUCAAUGAUCUUGUGACUAAAAAAUGGUUAAUGACAGGAAAGAAAAAGCUGAAUAGUUGGGACAUACCAGAUUCAAACCAUUGUCCAAAAGCAAGUGAAAAGCAAAUAAUAUCUCUCUUUUGGAAGAAAACUCAAAAGUUUAAAAUUUCAUUAAAAAAUUAUGAAGAAAGAAAAGAAACAGCUGAAAAGAUUAUUGUAGAAGGUGGAAAGUUAAAAAGUUUAUUUUCAAGAUUAUCAUCAUCUCCCAUUAAGAGGGAUUCUCCAUUUGAUGCCUUGCCCCUUUUGGCUGAAGUAUUAAAAUUAAAAGAUGCAAGUCUUCUGUCUUUGGAAAUAUCAGGUCUAAUUAAGAGGUAUCCCGAUAUUUCUGUCGAUCAGUUGACUGCAUUAGUGACGCUGCGAGGAGAUGUAGGAAGAGCAGAAGCAAAACAGCUUGUGACAGAAAUGAUUCCUGAAGCAGGCAGUAAUACAGAAGUGAAGAGUAUAUUUUCAGAAAUUCAAUUCUAGGUAGCAUUGUAUUUUCAUAUACUGAUCAUAACAUAAACAAAUUGAAUUAUACUGUACAUAAGCAUAUUUAAUAUUUGAAUAAUGUAUUAAAUUCUGUCUUUAAACAAAUGAGUAACUUUUUAUAACCAAUUGAAUUAACUAUUAUUAUUCUAUACACAAUUGAAUGAAAAAUUUAAGUUCCUUGACAUAAGAUAUUUUCUGCCAGUCAGUCUGGUGAUUAUGAAUUUGCAUUUUAGGCUUAAUAGUUUUACAUAUCAUAAUACAGUAUGAUGAGCUAAUUUAGGCAAAAUAUAGAUAUUAAUAGAAUAAGUAUUUCUGAUCCAACUCUUUAUUGAAUCAUAUGAUUUUGUUAAAUACAGUAUAUUGAAAAGUUGAUUUACAAUAAUUUGGAAACUUCUCUAUGUUCACUGUAUUUUAUACAUUCAAUGAUCAUGCAAUGAAUUGUACACAAAUAUACCAACUUUCUAUAUGUAAUAAAUUUAC
This is a messenger RNA of Centruroides sculpturatus (bark scorpion), 2809 nucleotides long. RefSeq names its product exocyst complex component 3-like. Gene Ontology annotation, molecular function: SNARE binding. Lineage: Eukaryota; Metazoa; Arthropoda; Arachnida; Scorpiones; Buthidae. Gene Ontology annotation, cellular component: exocyst. Gene Ontology annotation, biological process: exocyst localization; exocytosis. The record is from RefSeq and is a predicted model, not a curated record. The coding region runs from base 134 to 2326 and encodes 730 amino acids. The transcript has 23 exons.